Colias croceus (clouded yellow) is the source of this 619-nucleotide messenger RNA. RefSeq names its product glycine-rich protein 23-like. The record is from RefSeq and is a predicted model, not a curated record. The transcript is spliced from 3 exons. Bases 6 to 533 code for a protein of 175 amino acids. NCBI's taxonomy places the organism in Eukaryota, Metazoa, Arthropoda, Insecta, Lepidoptera, Pieridae.
UCAAUAUGAACCGCAUUGUACUUGUCGCUCUUUCGUGUAUUGUAGCAAUCAAUGCUCAGCCUCUCGGCAUCGGUGGUAUGGGACUUGGGCUCGGCGGUAUAGGAAUGGGACUUGGCGGAAUGGGAACAGGUCUCGGCGGUAUGGGGACCGGUCUAGGUGGGAUGGGAAUGGGUAUGGGUACAGGUUUAGGAAUGACUGGACUGGGAACCGGCCUAGGAAUGGGUUUGGGAGGAAUGAGCGGUGGAUACACUAACGGUGCCGGCUACGGUGGACAGCAGUUCGGUAGCGGCGCCAGUGGUAUGGGAAACCAGGGGUUCAAUACAGCUGGUGUAAAUGGUUUUAACAAUGUGGGUGGCCACAAUAACAGGGUAUUAUCUAUAAACCAAGCAGACAGUUCCGGCUUCCACAACAUUGGCGGUGGCUCUGCCUUGAACAAUGGCGUUUACGCUGGCAACGGUUAUAACGGAUAUCAAAAUGGCGCUUCACAGUUCGGCAAUGGCUUCGGCUCGGGCUCUCAAGGAGUAAUUUUAUAAAAAAAAUCACCGAAUUGUCGUAUACAAAUAUUUAAGGUAUAAAUUUAAGUAACUAUUUAUUUAAAUAAAAAAAUUAAAACAAAUAA